Molecule: messenger RNA, 1702 nt
Organism: Nicotiana tabacum (common tobacco)
Lineage: Eukaryota; Viridiplantae; Streptophyta; Magnoliopsida; Solanales; Solanaceae
Product: sugar transporter ERD6-like 6
Biological process (GO): transmembrane transport; carbohydrate transport
Cellular component (GO): membrane
Molecular function (GO): sugar transmembrane transporter activity
Source: RefSeq, a predicted model, not a curated record
UAGAGUCAGUUGCGAUAUAUACGCCAUUGCCAACUUCAUGAAUCCCCUUUGUCCUCCUUUGAUCUUACACCUUCAUCCGAAAGGGAAAGGAAAAGGGAAAGGGAAAGGGAAAGAGAAAAGAAGGAAGGUGGAACGACGAUGAGUUUCCGAGAUGAUACCAGCGCCGAAGAUGGGCUUCGGAAGCCGUUGCUGCACACUGGAAGCUGGUAUCGUAUGAGCUCCAGGCAGUCCAGUAUGAUGGGCUCCUCCGCCCAAAUCCUCCGCGAAUCCAUCUCCAUUUAUCUCUGUGUCCUCAUCGUUGCAUUAGGCCCCGUUCAACUUGGCUUCACUUGUGGCUACUCUAAUCCUACGCAGUCCGAAAUCACCAGCGAUCUUGGACUUACCAUUUCAGAGUUUUCGGUGUUUGGAUCUUUAGCAAAUGUUGGAGCAAUGGUUGGCGCAAUUGCAAGCGGUCAAAUAUCAGAAUAUAUUGGACGAAAAGGGACACUAAUGAUUGCAUCAAUUCCUAAUAUUAUUGGAUGGCUCGCUGUUUCAUUUGCCACUGAUGUCUCAUUUUUAUAUAUGGGAAGGUUGUUGGAAGGUUUCGGUGUCGGCAUUAUUUCCUAUGUGGUGCCUGUAUAUAUAGCAGAGAUUUCACCUAAAAACAUGAGGGGAGUUCUUGGAUCCAUUAACCAGCUCUCUGUAACAGUGGGGAUAAUGCUGGUAUAUCUAUUGGGAUUAUUUGUAAGCUGGAGAGUUCUUGCAGUUUUAGGAAUGUUGCCAUGCAUGAUUUUGAUACCUGGUCUAUUUUUUAUACCUGAAUCUCCUCGUUGGUUGGCUAAAAACGGGCUGAAUGAAGAUUUUGAGACCUCUUUGCAAGUUCUACGAGGAUUUGACACAGAUAUAUCCUCAGAAGUGAAUGAGAUCAAGAAAUCUGUGAGAUCGUCAACUAAAAAAGUUACCAUUCGAUUUUCCGAGCUUAAGAGACGGCGAUAUUACUAUCCUUUGCUGGUAGGUAUUGGACUACUCGCACUCCAGCAACUCAGUGGCGUUAAUGGCGUUCUAUUCUAUUCCAGUAACAUUUUCAAAUCUGCUGGAAUUUCAUCAAAUAAAGCUGCAACAUUUGGUAUCGGGGCUAUUCAGGUCAUUGUGACUGGUAUCUCUGCAUCACUGGUGGACAAGGCGGGACGCAGGCUACUCCUUAUUGUAUCCUCAUCCGUAAUGACCCUUAGCAGCUUCCUUGUGGCAAUGGCAUUCUACCUGAAGGGUUUUACGCCUGAAAAUUGGCAUCCCUUCCUUGCAGUAUUGUCUCUGGUGGGCCUUGUGGUCUUGGUGAUGGCAUUUGGUGUAGGAUUGGGCUCCAUCCCUUGGAUCAUAAUGUCUGAGAUUCUGCCAGUGAGCAUCAAAAGUCUGGGUGGCAGUGUCGCAACGCUGGCCAAUUGGUUUUCAGCAUGGCUUGUUACAAUGACAGCAAAUUUGCUUUUGACUUGGAGUAAAGGAGGAUCAUUCACUAUUUAUGCACUGAUAUCAGCUUUUACGGUGGUUUUCGUGAGGCUUUGGGUUCCAGAAACCAAAGGGAAAACACUGGAAGAAAUUCAGCAGUCCUUCAGAUGAUGCCAAAUAAAUUUGCAGGAAGUAAGGAAGUGCUUGAGACACCUGUUGUAGACGCAAGGUCGCUCUAGGUGAACCAGAUGCCCAGCCUUCUCUAUGCCAUGAAAUGUAG